UUUACGCGCGCCCCCAGUUUACGCCCGACUUCGAAUAAUCCGAUUCUGAAUUUAUAUCCGGCGACGGCGGCGGCAUUUUUUUUGUCCGUUAAGUUUUUGCUAAAAUGGGGCUGAUCCCAACGUUCGUCGUGCUGCUGACGAUCGGUUUAGUUUUAUCCGAUCCCGCGAUCUACACAAUCGGUGAUGGUGCGGGACUUGUCGAUGCAGGUUAUGGUUUGGGAGUCGGUGAGGAUACGGAAACUUCGACUUUCGCUUCGACCUCAAUAACGAGCACUGGUUCUACGGCGUCGAUCUCCACUUCCAUACCAACGACAACAUCGUCUACAACAACAUCGCCCACAACGACAACGAUAUCUAGUACAACUACAACAUCGCCCACAACAACAACGAUAUCGCCUACAACGACGACAUCGUCUACAACAACAUCGCCUACACCGACAACGAUAUCGCCCACAACUACAACAUCGCCCACAACGACAACGAUAUCGCCUACAACGACAACGUCUCCUACAUCACCUACAACAACAACAACAUCUACAUCGACAACAUCGACUUCAACGACAACAUCGGCUACAACAACAUCGCCUACAACGACAACGUCUCCUACAACGACGACAUCGUCUACAACAACAUCGCCUACAACGACAACGAUAUCGCCCACAAGUACAACAUCGCCCACAACGACAACGAUAUCGCCUACAACGACAACGUCUCCUACAACAACAACAUUACGUACAACGACAACAUCGGAUACAACAACAUCACCUGCAACAACAACAACAACAACAUCUACAUCGACGACAUCGACUUCAACGACAACAUCGGCUACAACGACAACGACACCAUCGUCUACGACAACGUCGCCUAUAACGACAACAUCGUCUUCAACUACAACAUCACCUAGAACAACAACAUUCCCUACAACUACAACGACAUCUACUAUUACAACGACAACAUCAGCCGCAACUACAACGACAUCAGCUGCAAAUACAAUGACAUCACGUACAAUAACAACAUCGGUUACAACACCAUUGCCUACAACUACAACAACACUGUCGCCUGCCACUACAACGUCGUCUAAAACUACAACAAUAACGACGGAAACGACCGAUGCGACAGAGGAUCCGGGUGAUAGUUCGGCAACAGAUUUGGCAGUUUCGUUCGUCUCGGUAACGGCGUGUUACUUUUUGUCGCGAAUUUUCUGAGUUAAGGGUUCGCUUAUUUAUAUGAUUUUUUUU
Cylas formicarius (sweet potato weevil) is the source of this 1238-nucleotide messenger RNA. RefSeq lists its product as uncharacterized. The transcript has 4 exons. Bases 105 to 1205 code for a protein of 366 amino acids. The record is from RefSeq and is a predicted model, not a curated record. NCBI's taxonomy places the organism in Eukaryota, Metazoa, Arthropoda, Insecta, Coleoptera, Brentidae.